Botrytis fragariae is the source of this 1509-nucleotide messenger RNA. RefSeq lists its product as uncharacterized. The record is from RefSeq and is a predicted model, not a curated record. Lineage: Eukaryota; Fungi; Ascomycota; Leotiomycetes; Helotiales; Sclerotiniaceae. The transcript has 5 exons. Bases 1 to 1509 code for a protein of 502 amino acids.
AUGCCUCCCUGGUUUUAUCGUCGUUCAAUUUCUACUGAUGAAACCAGACAAAUUGCUGCCUCGCACUAUGGAGACAUCAUUGUCAAUCGAUGGAAGAAGAAGAGCCAAGACAAACGUCAAUCGUUGCUACUUGAAGCCAUUCCAAAUCUUUGCGAGAAGAGGUGGAUCAUCCCUCGACAUGGUUUCACUCCUGAAGGUAAGCAAUUUCCACCCAUAAAUAUCGAUGGACAAAUGGAACUACGCUUGCUAGAAAUCUAUCAUCAACUCCUCUUGCAUUGGUUGAGUUCGGAAGUCCUCAAGACAAACCCCGCUGUACUUUUUGCAUUGUUGUACAAUCGAACGGUAUAUGCUCCUCAGGACUGGGCGUCAUUUGAUUCGCGACAGCUCAACAGCUCUUUUCUUUUCAGACACUUCGAUGUUGACUUUUCAGCCACAUGUAUUGUGAUGUAUGGUCUCGGGUACAGGCAGGUGGUGGACUGGAAAGCUGGUCCGGGACACAGAGCGGAUAUUCUUGGGUUCCCUAAGGCACAUCUUGUUCUCGAGGCUCAAGCUCAUCUGAUGGUUUCAAUUCGGAGGGUUGUUGACAGCAUACUUCAAGGAAUAGAUGAGAGUACACCAGUUGCAGCAGAAAAUAGUGUCGUGGAAUUGUGGUCACCCUACACCAAUCAAGCAUUCUCAUCGCCUCCAUCGUUUUCUCUCGCCAAUCUGAUCUCUUUGGCUCAAACACGAUUAGAAGCAACCAUUGAUCAUCUUUGGCUAUCGCAGACAGAGCCGGCAUACAUGAAACGAUAUAUUCUGGACAUGUGCCAUGGAGGUGCUUACGAGUUAACUAAAGAUAUGGGGCUGGAUGGCUGGUUGUACAGGGAAUCACUGAAGCCAUCAAGUCUUGCUGGAGAUCGAUUUCGAGACAAUGUUGCACAAGGCGAAGAUCUUCCAUCUAAGUAUGAUAAGGCAUUGGGUGCACUAGAACUCUUGGUAUGGAAUGAUAUCAACCGUCGUUGCGGUCUCCUUGGAAGGACAACCCCACAGAGACCGGGAUUUUCUGACAUUUAUACGACAACUAAGAAAUUCCAAGAACAAGGGCCUGAUAUCCUCGAAGUGAACAGGAAAAGCGGCUUGCUUUCUGAUUUAAAAUAUACAUUUGAAAAUGAGCUUUUAGAUUAUUGCUUAGCAAACUUGCAGAUCAAAGCUGACAUACAACAAAAGCCAAACACAUGGCCAAAAGUAACCAUAGAUCACACACUGUUAUUCUCUAUUUUAGACAAUCACCUGGCUAAGAGUAAUAUCAAAGAAAAGUCUCGUCUAUAUGAGGUCUCAUCAAAUCUCCUCUCAGAUCUAGCAGCUUCUCGUGAAAUGUUCCCUCACUGGUUGGAAGGAAAUGGCUUGGUUGAAUCAUUCUCAAAACAUCAGGAAAGCACUGGAGGCAUUUUGGCAGGGCAUCAGGAAGGAAAGUGCGAUGGUUUGGAAGCAGAAUGGUUUUACCGAAGACGAGUUAGCUCAAGAGCUUGA